Molecule: messenger RNA, 5292 nt
Organism: Gadus morhua (Atlantic cod)
Lineage: Eukaryota; Metazoa; Chordata; Actinopteri; Gadiformes; Gadidae
Product: breast cancer type 1 susceptibility protein homolog
Exons: 22
Coding region: 209-4873 (1554 amino acids)
Biological process (GO): mitotic G2 DNA damage checkpoint signaling; positive regulation of transcription by RNA polymerase II; double-strand break repair via homologous recombination
Cellular component (GO): BRCA1-A complex; BRCA1-BARD1 complex
Molecular function (GO): ubiquitin-protein transferase activity; metal ion binding
Source: RefSeq, a predicted model, not a curated record
CGUCGUUAUCGUCGUAUCGUCACUGUUGCGGUCAUGGAGGAGGCGGAACAUCAACUAUUAUUGCACCGGUACUCCAGACAGUAGGGGCGCUAGUUGGUGUUCCUGGUGACAUGGCGCUGUGUUCCUAUUCCCCUGAAGAAGGGGAGAGUUGCGGGAAAACCUGAAACCAACGUCAAGAACCCACAGGAGGCAUACGAGAGAAGAGACAAUGAAAAGCCCCAGAGCAGAGGACGUCAGGAGAGGUAUAUCAGCACUCUGGGAUACACUGCAGUGUCCUAUAUGCCUUGAACUGAUGACCACACCAGUGUCGACUAAAUGUGACCAUCAGUUUUGCAAGUUCUGCAUGCAGAAGCUUCUCGAAGGUACCAAAAAGAGAGAGGCAAACUGCCCGGUUUGCAAAACCAAGGUCACUAAAAGGAGUUUACAGGAGAGCCCUGGGUUCCAGCGAUUAAUAACAGGUUUACAAAAUAUGAUUGAAGCCUAUGAAAAUGACACCAAGACCAACUACUUCACAGGAUUGACCCUGCAGAGGAGAAGGUCACAGAGCAUGACGGAAACAGAAGGAAGCACGUUUUUAUCUGGAAACGCACCCGAUAAUCACCAUGACAACGGAGAUAGUGAGGAACACGGUCUUUCAGGGACUCACUCCUCCACCGUAGAAGCCAACAAUGGAUUUGCCAGCCUCAUGGAUUUAGAAGAUUCCAACUGUUUGAUGGUGAUAAAUGACGGCUUGGAUACUAGCUUCAGUGAAACGCCACAGACUUCAGGAGAAAAGGGGUACAUCCGUGUGGGAAUCAGCCCUACCGUAGAGCCAGUAGAGAAACAAGAAAUGGCCGAAGUGGUGGAAAAAGCAACAUCAAGACCCCGGACGAGGGGCAAGAAGCGCCUCGCCCAGCUGGAGUACCCGCCAUCCCGCCUCGCAUUGGUUGCUGAUGAUGUCAUGCAACAGCAAGCACCAAAAGACGAUGCAGAGAAGGAAACCGGAAAAACCCAAAAGAUCCAGCGUCAGGCGAGGAAAAGUGUGGAGAAGGUCUCCCAGUGGCUCCUACAAGUUCCUCUCACGGAGAAUCUGGGGUCGGUGGUACACCCGGACCCCACCUCUGAUCCAAAAGGCCCUCCUACUUCCCCCGGAGGGAGCAUCUCGUCGACCUCUACAAAGAUCCUCAGGCGAGAAAAGCCUGAGGGCGACCAUAAGACCGAAGAGCAGGUCGGCCUCAGGCGAGCCGAGCCUGAGGCCGACCAGAAGACCGAAGAUCAGGUCAAAAGUCUAGAAGACCAAGUGUUCGGGAUUGUUUACACUCGCCGGGGGAAGAGAUCCUUCUCUCCACCACAACAACGCCUUCAACUCAUCCCUCAUGACCCACCACCGGUGACUGAAGAAUACAAUCCUCACGCUGACGCUGGAGAGAGCCACCAACCCAUUCCAGGUGAUUAUGAAACCAAAUCCAACUUUGAGGCUGAAGAUGGCGGUGUUGAGGCUGCUGAAGGUGUUGUGGAGAUCCCACCGCAGGUGUCAAACCAUCAAUCCAGUGUUACAGACAAUGAUUUUUCUAAAGAACCGAGAGCCUUGGACCUCAGUGGGAGGAGCCGAUUGGCGGCUCCUCAAUCGGAGGAGCCGCCACCACAGGAAGGAGAAGAAACAGAUGAGGAAGGAGAAGCCAGCAGUUUGGCGUUCAACAGGGCUGUGCUCAAGUUGGAGAGAAAAUCCGCUAAUCGAACAGGCCACGCGAUGCAGGACAUUGAUGCUGACCUUAAUAUAGAAACUGCAGAGAAACUGGAAACUUCCCCUAAGAGGAGACCUGGGCUGAGGAAAGGUGUCAAACGGCAAAACAGAAUAUCGGCAAGAGGGACAAAACCACUGGUUCUAGUCGGCGCUCUAGGAGGAGAAGCCGUUCCAGAGAGACCCCAGAGCAGGAUGGGGUGUGGAGAAGAACAUGUUCAAAUUGAGACUUACCCGAGCAGCGAGGAGGUGGGUGCCACAGUAGGCAGGACCACUCGCAGUAGAAGAUCCCUGCAUAUUGCCAAGGAAGUUCCGGGUAGUUGUGCUGGAAAGCGUCCUAGCAAGAGGGCGAUAUGUACAAGAGGACAGACAUUUAUAGAACCUGGCCCAGAUAAAGAUAAUCUGGUUCAUCCACCUGCGAAAACUAAAAUUAUUAUAUUAGAUGAAGGGAAUCAAACGGGGGUAAAUGUCACCCAAAAAAACGGAUGUAUCUGCAAAGACGAUAUCGGAGGAAUUGAGAAAACUGGAUCUGUUGAGGGUUCCGUGGCUCCUUUGAGCCAGACUAAAGUUUUGACCCAAAUGAAUGGCUCUAUAGUUGAAGUUCCUAAUACCACAAGUCCUUGUGAGGCGAGGUCACCCUCCAUCGUACAAAUAGAUACAGCUUGUAGAAGUCCCGCUGUGGCAGUAGUACCAAGCCCUGCCCCUAAGAGUAUCAUGGCAGCCAAUCAGAACGGUGCAUGUACUGAAGAUUCCCCCUGUCUGAUCAAAUGUGUUGAGAGGGAGGAAGACGAGGAUAUGAGCGAUAGUGAGGUCGACACUGAACAGCUGAUGAAGAGCUUCAAAGUGGCUAAAAGAAAGUCCUUCCAUCUUGGCAGCCCAAAGGGAACCAGAAGCAGUCUUAGGUCGAACAAAAGCACUCAAAUUUCUAAGACGGUAGAUGACUCUGUUCCAGGAAUUGAAUGCAUAACAGAUCAGAUUCCCAAGUCCACAGAAAAAUCUGCAACGGAACCAUCGGAAAAGCAGCCAGAGAUGGAAAAAUCCUCUUGUGGCGAUAUGGUUGCCUCUUCUUAUUCACCAAGACGAAACACAAGCUUGUCAGGGAUAAGACCUCGAGGCUUGAGGAGGCGUCUUGUCCAGUCAGAGGAAGCAUUGAAGUCGGACAAUGUGUCCUUAACCAAGUGCCCGGAUAGUGGUGUAGGCUGUCUCUCCGGGAACACGGCUUCUAGUACCCUCAGCCCUAAUAAAGCUGCAAAAAGUCUGCGUUGCACCGUUACCCCUGAUGCAUCUGAGUCAGUCCUGCUCUUCAGUGCGCUGGAAGUAACUGAAGACGGCUCUCUUGGCGUGACCUCCAGAAGUAAAAAGCGUCUGCAAACUGCCAACAAACCCAAGCAGCCUACCAAGAGAAAACUUGAUGCAGUAACCCUGCCCAAAACAACACCAUGCAAUUCCACUGCCAUGUCGGCCACGCAAGGUAAUACGGACAACAGCGUGGAAGUACUAGUCAAUACCAAUGGCUCCAUAACCCCUGACGGACUCGAGCCACAAGUGGUUGAGUCUUCUGACAAAGAGCCGGAAUGCAGCGGCCUGAGUGCCGGUUCCCCCAUCAAGAAGAACCCUAUGAGGAAGGCUCACAGGCUAGAGUCUUCAUCAGAUGAGGAGAUACCUACUCUAGCAGAGAUUUUUAAAUGUCAUCCUCCCGCGGUCCAGUGUAAUGGUCUUGAAGGCCCGGCCGAGGCUCAGAAUGGCCCACAGAGGGGGUCUGGGUGUGAGGAGCCCAACGUUUUGGCCACGCCGCUGGCCAACCCAGCCGUGUGCCCUCCCAGCCCAGACUUUGUGGAGUUCAGCCAGGCCUCUGUGGAUCUCUUUGACACACCCGCUGAAUGUGACAUCGCUGCAAUUGAUAACGGCGUUUCGAUGGACUCAUCACAAUUCUCCAGCGAUCUACUUGUCACCCAGCAAAGGCAGGCCAUGCAGAAGGAGCUGCUGCGGCUGGGGAACCUGAUGGCGCUGGUCACAGAGGUGCUGCAGGAGAAGGAGGAGGGGUCCGGCACAGAGCUCCCUGCAGACCAGCCGCUCACGGGUACCGCCGUCGAGUCAGAGCUCCCUGCGGACCAGCCCACCACAGGUGAAGACCUCUCUAUGCCAUGUGCCCUGGAAGUAAAGCAGGCCGCAAGAGACCGUGCUCCAAUCAAGACAAGACAUUCCAUCAGUCCACACAGUCCAGUAGCCAAUCAUGUUGCAUCACCAGCGCCCGGCCUGUUGAGGCCCGAUGAAACUGCAGCUACAGUGCCACAGAGCGCCAUGGCAACGAGGCCCAGCACCCGACUCAGUGGUGACACCCGGACACCCAGCUCACAAGGGUCAAAGGUCAAAUGGACAGAAAACAAAACCAAACCACCACCGCGCCUGAAAAACGAGGAGACCGCCACUGAAGACCAGGUGACGAGGCGGGUGUCUGAGACGGAGCCCCCUGACGCGACCACGCCCAAACCAGAGUGUGUGUUCGUGAUGUCCGGCCUGGGGUCCAGCGAACAGGUGAUGGUGAGGAAGUUCGCCAAGAGGAUCGGGGCUCGCGUCGUUCCCCAGGUGACCCCUGAGGUGACCCAUGUCAUCAUGUGCACAGAUGAGGACCUGGUGUGUGAGCGUACCUUGAAGUACUUCCUGGGCAUCGCAGGCAGGAAGUGGGUGUUGAGUUUCCUGUGGAUCUCGGAGUGCUUCAAACAGGGGGAUCUGCUAGACGAGAGUGCGUUUGAGGUGCGGGGAGACGUGGUGAACGGGGCCGUCCACCACGGGCCCCUCAGGGCCCGCAGCACUGGGGACCAAGACCUCCUCAUGAAGGGCUACAAGAUCUGCUUCCAGGGGUCCUUCACGGACAUGACCAAAGACCAAAUGGAGUGGAUGGUGGAGCUAUGUGGUGCUGCUGUUGUGAAAGACCCUCUGCAGUUCGACAGUAAAAAGGAUUUGAUUAUCCCCAUGCAUCAUCUCUUCCUCCUCCAGUACUGCCACCAGCUGCUUAUUGUACAGCCAGGAACGGAGACGGCGCUAACCAAACCCAGCGCCUCUUAUGGGAGAGCGACAGUUGUGAACCGUGGUUGGCUGUUGGACUCGGUGGCGACCUACACCCUCCAGAACACUGACGACUACAGGGCCUGAUCCGGGAGGAGGUGGAGCCCCCAUAGCCUGGGCCCUGCCUUUCAACAGCACUUUCUAGGAGAGCUACAGUCAGAACCCUCGGCUGGCUUUUGACCCUCCAAAACCAUUGGGAACACCAAAGGUGGAGCCCCCCUCUCCCUCUCAUAGUUCCCCCUGUUGGGUUUACCACUGUAAAUAAUUCAAAGUGGCUUUUUUAAAAUUUGUAAAGAAAAAACAGUAAAAUGUUGUUGCCUCUUUUUUGUAAAAAAUUAUAAUUCUAGAAGUGUGUUGUGAAAUGAUGAAUGUAGGACGUACACACCUCGACCACAAAUUAAUUGGCUUGCAGUACUACUUCAUUCAAAAACACAGAGCAAUUAAUGCCUACUUUUCAGGCAUUUAUUUUUUAAUAAAUAAAGAGUGGGACUUUGUUCUUCCUGAUA